Saccostrea echinata is the source of this 2088-nucleotide messenger RNA. RefSeq names its product ciliary microtubule associated protein 1A-like. Gene Ontology annotation, cellular component: cytoskeleton. The record is from RefSeq and is a predicted model, not a curated record. NCBI's taxonomy places the organism in Eukaryota, Metazoa, Mollusca, Bivalvia, Ostreida, Ostreidae. The transcript is spliced from 5 exons. Bases 150 to 908 code for a protein of 252 amino acids.
ACGUGCCUUCUGCCGUGACGUUGGUCUGUUUGUCUGACAACCUUUUGCGAAAAAAGAAGAUAAGACAGGUGGGUUGUUUUAUUUAGGAUCUCACUCAGCCGCCAUCAAGAGGUUUCAGUGAGUCAGUGUAGAUUUUGAAUUUAGUAACCAUGGUUUACAAUUAUACAAAACCCCGUGGCCCCAUUGCUGCUAUGUACAGCAGCCCUGGCCCCUGUUACGGACUUCCAGGCCUAGUCGGACAAAAAUCCCACGACCCCCGUAGUGUUCACUACAAAGCUGCUUCUUACCCCUUCGGUGUUCGCCAUGGAAAAUUCAGGGACGACUGCAGUCCAGGUCCCUGCUAUUACCCCAACCCCAAAGUCUACAGGGACGGAAAUGAUGGAACUCCACAUUACUCUCUCUACAGCCGACAAAAGGAUGGAACCAUGUUUAAAGUGCCUGGCCCUGGUGCCUACAGCCCUGAGGGCUCAGGACCUACCUCUCACUUCCGCCACCCUGCCUACAGCUUCGGAACUCGCCACAGAAACAGGAGAACAGAUAACACACCUGCUCCCAACAACUACACACUGACUCCGAUGUUGGGUACUACCAAGGAGAGCGGUAAACCUCAGGCCCCCAUCUUCUCCAUGUCUGGCAGGCAAAAGCAGGGAGGAUUCCACGAGGAUCUCGCCAAGACACCUGGACCAGGAACUUAUGACACUGCUGAUCCCAGCAUUUACAAGGAUAAGGCUCCACUAUACAGUAUGACCAGCCGAAAUGUCAUGCCUGGAGACACCACUCGCAAACCAGGACCCGGUGCUCACUCCCCACAAAAUGUCUGGACACACAAAAAGAAGAUGCCCGAAUUCUCCUUCGGAAUUCGUCACAGUCAAUACUUAGCUCCUCUUAUUGUUGAUCAGGCCGAUUAAAGAUUACAGACAUUUAUUCCUUAUUUCAUUUUCUCUAGGAUCAUUUUUAUGGAUUAUUUUGAAAGAUAUACCGAGUCUUAUGAAUUGGAACACGUUUCCCAAUCAAAAAUACUUAACAAUUUUAUUUACUUUAUCUUAGCACAGUUUUACAAGAUAAAAAUGUGAUUUUUUUCCCAUCCAUAUUCUUCAUCUAGAAAUGAAUUGUGUUUUGUAUGUUUGUAUCUUCAAAGGCUGUGAUAAAUUUUGUUGAACAAUUUUUUUUUUUGAAAUAUUACCAGCAUUUUGUUUUAAGUUUCAAAUAUGAAUAAUUAUUUUUAAAAAAUUGAACUUAGGUUGGUAAUUAUAAAAACAGUAUUAGGAUGCAAACAGGGAAUUAAUUACAUUGAAGUAUUAUGCUGUUUAGAUUAGCCUGAAGUAGUGUAAAAGAACACAGACUGAAAAGCCUCAGGAGUGAAUUGUGUUUAACUUAAGCCAUAUCUGCAUUAUAUCAUCGUAUGAUUGUGACUUAAUAUAUGUCAGUUGUAUUAUAAAUAUUAUUUGUAUGUAAUAUUUUUCAUUGUACAAAGAUUUCUAUGUGAUAUAGUAUUAUUGUCAUUUUUAAAAACUUUGUUUUAUAUUUUUCUAUAUCUAUAUACAAAGUCACUUGUUUGAGUUUUGUGUUGACAAAAACAGUGAAUUAUCUCCCCUACUUUUUUCUGAAUUUCUUCUAUAUUUCUCUCUUUGUGAUCAUGUCUGCACUGUAUCAUUAAUGGUUGUGUUAAUUGAAAUUAUUUUAAACAAAAUCACCAGCUUACAAAUUCUGUUUGCCAAAACUUAAGUAUUUAUUAAUAGAUAAAUGAACAUUCAUUAUUAUAUUUUCUUCCUAUUAAACAGUAAGAGAAUUGUCAAACUUUUUUUCGAAUACAGACUUUUUUCAAGGAAUUUUUAAAAUUCCCCCAGCAUAGACUCUAACUGUGUGCUAAUAUUGUCCAGUAAAAUUGCUGCUAUAAAAAGAACUUGACAAUUCUUGAUUGUUGUGUAUUUUGCUCAAUGUUCCGUCUUUCUGUUAAUAUUAGAGUCAGAAUGAUACCUAGAGAGUUAUCUGCCCCUGUACAUGACACAGCAGCAUAAUGUCAGUGAUUGGUUCCACAGUUUCUGUAACAACAACUAACGGAAUAAAAUAUGCAUUGUUGAAACACGA